GAACUUUACUGUUGAUCGACAUCAAACAUUACUGAACGAACAACAUGUCAACUUGGGUGGCAAGCGGGAGGCAAGCCGACUUUGCGAAGGAUUUUGGCGUAGUCGGCGAUCCUAAUGACAACAAAACCAACCCAAAAGUGAUGGACAAGUCUCACAUGGAAGAUUCGACUGAUGGCCCAGGCUUCAUAAUCUAUGCUAGGGAACUCACCAUCCUCCACAGUGAUAAAAAAGAAAAUUGGGUUUGGAAGUGGGACCGCAUUGGCCCCAUAUGGGUAGAAGUGGCAGAAAUGGUGGCGGAGAAAGAGCUAGAUGCCAGAGGGUCGUUUGAGACAAAGAAACUUAAGUGUGGGAAACGUACAAAGUCUCGUUUCUGCUGAAGAUGACGGAAGACUGCACCAUAAAGGGGGAGGAGGUGAAAGUG
Syzygium oleosum is the source of this 421-nucleotide messenger RNA. Its product is annotated as protein PHLOEM PROTEIN 2-LIKE A8-like. NCBI's taxonomy places the organism in Eukaryota, Viridiplantae, Streptophyta, Magnoliopsida, Myrtales, Myrtaceae. The coding region runs from base 45 to 377 and encodes 110 amino acids. The transcript is spliced from 3 exons. The record is from RefSeq and is a predicted model, not a curated record.